Molecule: messenger RNA, 1698 nt
Organism: Gossypium raimondii (Peruvian cotton)
Lineage: Eukaryota; Viridiplantae; Streptophyta; Magnoliopsida; Malvales; Malvaceae
Product: protein VAPYRIN
Exons: 2
Coding region: 14-1429 (471 amino acids)
Biological process (GO): regulation of gene expression
Cellular component (GO): nucleus
Molecular function (GO): protein binding
Source: RefSeq, a predicted model, not a curated record
AACUUCAUCUGCAAUGGAAAAUUUGGUUGAAAUUUCAGAGUCAGAAGUACGCAUAAACUUCAUUCUCAACACCAAAUGCCGUUGUAACCUUGUUUUAAGAUCCCUUUGCCCUUCUUCCCCAGUUGCUUUCAAAGUCCAAACUUCUUCACCUCAUAAAUUCCUGGUUAAUCCCCCAAGUGGACUCGUUCCCCCUUCUUCCCAUAUUGCCCUCCAAAUCAUCCUUAAACCUCAAGACCGCAUCCCCCCCACUUUUCCUCGCUCUCAUUCCGAUCGUUUCCUCAUCAGAACUGCCCCUUUCGACCUCGACUCUUAUGGCUCAAAUCAGUACGGCUCGGUCAGUUCUUGGCUCUCAACUCGACCCACUCAGGACAUCAAGCUCAAGGUCGCCUUUGUUGGGCCGUUUCUUCUCCAACAUGCUGUUAGCCGCGGGGACUUUGAGGCAGUGAAGAACAUUAUCAAGCGGCAGAAAUCGGUUUUGUAUGAUUUAUCUACGAAAGAAGCUGAGUCACUCCUCCGAGUCGCGACUCAGUUGGAUAACAAUUCGGAGAACAUGGUGAAUUUGCUGCUCGAAGCGGGUUUAAGGAUAGGCUCGCGUGAGGAUCAAGAAGAAGAUGCAAAUAACAGCAAUGUGGGAUUUUAUCAGGUGGACCCACGGUGGGAAUCGAAAGGAUGGAAUGAGUUACACGUGGCAGUAGCACUCGAUCGGACGGCAGACCUUGAGACGUUGUUAAGGAGGGGGAGACGGGAGACGUUGGAUCGGAGAGACAAAGAAGGCAGAACGCCGUUGCUUUUGGCGGCGACUAAGGGAAAUAUCGAGUGUGCUAAGAUGUUGUUAGAAUCGGGUGCGGAGAAGAAUGCAAAGAGCAAUGAUGGGAGGACUGCACUUCACAGAGCUGUAGCUAAUGGGAACCGUAGGAUGAUUGAAAUGUUGAUACAAUUGGAUGCGGACCCCACAAUUUGCGACGAUCGUGGCCGUUCAGCUCUUGAUAACGCUCGUGAUAAGGGACAUGAUGAGAUGGUGGAGAUUAUGGAACGUGGAAAGGAAGUGUUGAUGGCGGCAAGAUGUGGAGACAAGAGGCGGCUGCAAUCCCUUUUACAAAAUGGUGGUUCCAUGAAUUUCCAAGACCAAUACGGCUUGACACCGCUGCAUGUGGCGGCCAUAAAAGGCCACAAGGAUGUGGUGUUGGUGCUUGUAGAAAUGGGAUUGGACUUGGAACGCCAGGACAAUGAGGGCCACACCGCUUUGCAUAUGGCCGUGGAAGGUGGGGAUGUAGAGGUGGUUGAAGCAUUGAUUGAUAAUGGAGCCAAUGCAAAUGCCAAGACCAAAACAGGGGUCUCUCCUCUAUACAUGGCUAAAAUUAUGGGUUAUGAUCAUAUCUCACAGCUUCUUCUCAACAGAGGAACUUGCUCUUCUCCCUCUUCUGGUUAGGAGGUAUUUACCCGAGAAAAAUACUUGAAUUCAAUAACAGCAAACAUAGAGAUAGAGAUAGUUGUGCAGUUUAAUUUAGCAAUAGAAGUACUUAUUCCCAAUGGGUUUUUGAAAAAGCUCACAGAAACGGAAACAGAGACUCCAGGGGCUACGACUCACCUUAUGUUUCUUCUUCAGGUUCUAUCCAGUGCAACUAAAACUAAGCUAUGUAGUGAUUUACUUUUUAAACAAUAUCCAUUAAUAAUCAAAUUAGUAAAUAUUUUAGUGUA